Phytophthora nicotianae INRA-310 is the source of this 462-nucleotide messenger RNA. RefSeq lists its product as hypothetical. The record is from RefSeq and is a predicted model, not a curated record. The transcript has a single exon. Bases 1 to 402 code for a protein of 133 amino acids. Gene Ontology annotation, molecular function: FMN binding; oxidoreductase activity. Lineage: Eukaryota; Oomycota; Peronosporomycetes; Peronosporales; Peronosporaceae.
AUGGGUAGCAAGGAUAACAACGAGAUGUUCACGUAUGCCUUCGAGCGUCUAUCGGAACACGGCCUCGCCUACUUGGCUAUGCUGGACGGCUUCGGCUUCGGCUACUCGACGGAGAGCCGCACGUUGACCGUGUUCGACGCCAAGAAGGCGUUCAAGGGACCUGUCAUGGCCAACAACAGCUACACGCGCGACACGGCAGAAGGUGUAAUUCGCAGCGGAGCGGCCGAUUUUGUGGGCUUCGCUCGUCUGUACAUGUCGAACCCGGACCUGGCCGAGCGUUUCCAGAACGACUGGCCAUUGAACCCGGUGCCUGACUACAAGUACUUCUGGGAUGCUGCUAUGGGCGACAAGGGCUACAACACGUUCGAGCACUACAAGCCCACGGUGGAGGAGCAGCCAUAGAAACUUACUCAGUUGAACCGUGCCAUUAAAAGACCAGAAACAAUACAUACAUACUUUACG